Molecule: messenger RNA, 901 nt
Organism: Camelina sativa (false flax)
Lineage: Eukaryota; Viridiplantae; Streptophyta; Magnoliopsida; Brassicales; Brassicaceae
Product: transcription repressor OFP17
Biological process (GO): negative regulation of DNA-templated transcription
Source: RefSeq, a predicted model, not a curated record
GGGACUCCACCAUCAUGAUUUACACACACAAAGACGUGAAUCCACGCAAUAUAAUUCCAAUUUUCUAACCUUAUGCACGCCCAUAACAGAGCAAAAAGCCAAAGAGGAUCAUCAUCAUCAAAAAAGGUUCAAGACAAUGAGAGUGAAAGCAACUUUGAUUAACUUCAAAUCAAAGCUUUCCAAAUCAUGCAACAGAUUUGUCUCACUCUUCCGCUUCAGAGUUAAAAGACCUGUCUUUAUUAGACCUCUUCGUUCCCGUCAUAGCAAUGUCAAACCUAGACGUCAACAUCAUCCCAAGAAGCCAAUCUGUUCUUGUCUUUGUUUUCUCAGCACAAGCAAGAACCAGAAGAUGAGCAACACCAAAGCCAGAAGUUCCACUUUUAGUGUGAACGAUGAGGAUUUCUCAAAGUAUAUGCAGUCGCCUCUUACACCAGCAACAGCCAAGAAGCUGUUCACUUCACCCAUCACGACGCCUGCUUACGCUGCACGGACCAGGAGAUCGCUUAACUCAAGAGACGCAUUCGAAGACAAUGCUGUGGAAGAUGCUUGCAGAACAUUUGAAAACUAUCUGAUCCAUCUGAUUGUUGAAGAAGGGAAGAUAGAUGACUUAAUGGACAUAGAGGAGCUUCUCUAUUGUUGGAAGAAUCUUAAGAGUCCUGUCUUCAUUGAACUUGUGUCCAGAUUCUAUGGAGAGCUCUGCAGAGACCUGUUUUCAGGUGAAUGAACAGAUCAAUACAUGAACGAAAGAUAUCUUUCUUUGUCGACCAAAAUAAUUAAUAUAUUUGUGGUUUGACAAUUGUUGGAUACACACUAUCUUAAGGUUUUUUUAGUUCAAAGUUGAAAUGUGUAAAGACCAUAAAGAUUGUAUGUUUUCGCAUUUCACAUAAGCGAGAAACUUGGA